Molecule: messenger RNA, 3633 nt
Organism: Sporothrix brasiliensis 5110
Lineage: Eukaryota; Fungi; Ascomycota; Sordariomycetes; Ophiostomatales; Ophiostomataceae
Product: structural maintenance of chromosome 3 (chondroitin sulfate proteoglycan 6)
Exons: 3
Coding region: 1-3633 (1210 amino acids)
Biological process (GO): mitotic sister chromatid cohesion
Cellular component (GO): chromosome
Molecular function (GO): ATP hydrolysis activity; protein binding; double-stranded DNA binding
Source: RefSeq, a predicted model, not a curated record
AUGUAUAUCAAGCAGCUCAUUAUCCAGGGCUUCAAGAGCUACAAGGACCAGACGGUCAUGGAACCCUUCUCGCCCGGCACCAAUGUCAUUGUCGGUCGCAACGGUUCGGGCAAGAGCAACUUCUUUGCCGCCAUUCGUUUUGUUCUCGGUGACGCCUACACACAGUUGAGCCGCGAGGAGCGCCAGGCCCUCUUGCACGAGGGUUCGGGCUCUGCCGUCCUCUCCGCCUACGUGGAGAUCAUCUUCGACAACAGCGACAACCGUUUCCAGACGAACAAUAGAGAGGUGUCGCUCCGCCGGACCAUCAGCCUGCGGAAAGACGAGUAUGCCGUGGACAAAAAGGUGUCGACGCGGAGCGAGGUCAUGAGCAUGCUCGACACGGCUGGUUUCUCGCUGAAGAACUCGUACUACAUUGUCCCCCAGGGCCGUGUCACGGCCCUGACCAACAUGAAGGAGUCCGAUCGCCUCAAGUUGCUCAAGGAGGUCGCCGGUACCGAGAGUUACGAGGCCCGGCGUGCCGAGUCGCUCAAGAUUAUGGGUGAGACGGAGAACAAGAGAGCCAAGAUCGACGAGCUUUUGGAGUAUAUCCGGUCGCGGAUGAGCGAGCUCGAGGAAGAGAAGGAAGAGCUGCGCGGUUUUCAGGAGAAGGAUCGUGAACGGCGGUGCCUGGAGUACGCGUUCCACCACCACCACCAGGUCGCUUUGACAGAAGCGCUAGAGGAGAUUGACCGUUCGCGCCAGGACGGCGCCGACAACUCCGGCGCGAGCCAGAAGCUGUUCCUCGACGGCGAAAACGCCAUUCUGCGGAUCGACAGUGAGCUCCAAGAGCUGCAGCGGUCCGUGGACAUCCUCAACAUGGAUCGCCAAGAGUUUGAAUCGGAAUGCAGAGACAUUUCUCGCAGCAAAGCCAAGGCGGAGCUCAAGGUGAAGAGCCUUGCCGACAGCCAGAACGCUGUCGACCGCGCGAGGCAGCAGCACGACGCCGAGCUCAAGGCUGUGCGCGCCGAGAUUGCCGCCAAGGAGAGCCAGCUGGCUCGCAUUCUCCCGGAUCUCGAGAAGCGCAGAGCCGCCGAGGCCGAGGGUCGCCAGGCGCUCCAGUCCCUGGACGCCCGCCGCCAGCGCCUCCUGAACAAGCAGUCGCAAGGUGAUCGCUUCAAGAACAAGUCGGAGCGUGAUCGGUGGAUUGAUAGCCAGCUUACGGAGCUGAACAGCACCCUGGCCGCCCUGCGGGCCAACCGUGUGUCAGCUGCCGAAGAGACGGAGGAGGCGAAGCGCCUGAUUCAGUCGCUCGAAGCCGAGAUCGAGGAUCUGUGGAAGGGCAUUGAGAGCUUCGGUUCCGACCGCACCGCGCUUGCCGACAAGCUAUCCAAGGCACAGGACAAAGUGCAGAAACUCGACGACGAACGGAGGGCCUUGCGUCGCGAAGACGACAAGCUCAACACACAUAUAUCAAACGCCCGGCAGGAGAGAGACAAGGCCAGCCGCACACUCAGCAACAUGAUGGACAACGCAACAGCAAGGGGCCUGGCCACCAUUGAGCGCAUGAAGCGCGAGAAGGACAUUCCAGGUGCCUAUGGUAUGCUGGCAGACCUGAUGGAGGUCAACGAGGCGUACCGUAUCCCCGCAGAGGUCAUUGCUGGCAACAGCCUGUUCCAUUAUGUUGUCGACAACGAGGAGACGAGUACCCUCCUGUCCAAUGCCCUGUACCGUCAGCAGGGUGGCCGCAUCACAUUUAUUCCUCUUGAGCAGCUGCGCCCACGGCAGGCCAACUUCCCGCAGGGCGCCAAGGAUGCUCUCCCCCUGGUCGACAAGAUUCAGUUUGACAAGAAGUUUGAAAAGGCCUUCCAGCACGUGUUUGGCAGUACCGUUGUCUGUCCGACGGUGUCAGUGGCCGCCCAGUACGGCCGCAGCCACGGUGUGGACGGCAUCACGCCUGAGGGUGACACGACGAAGCGCACGGGUACGAUGACCGGCGGCUACGUGGACCCAUCUCGGUCGCGUCUCGAAGCUAUCCGUUCCAUGAACAAGUGGCGCGGCGAACACGACAGCCUCGUGGCGCAAGCCGACGACGUGAAGCGGCAGAUGGACCGGAAGGAGCAGGAGGUUACCAGCGCCCGCGGCGAAGAGCAAAAGAUUCUUCACCAGAUGCGGCAGCUCGAGGAAGGCUUCGGGCCUAGUCGUGCGGAGCUCAGCGCCAAGAGAGCGCAGCUCGAGCGGGAGCGAGCGCGCCAGGAUACGCUGAGCAACCGCUACGAAAACAUCAACAAGAGCAUGGAAGAGUACGCGACGUCGCUCGAGUCGCACGAGGCCGAGCGCAAAUCCGAGUUCAAAAAGGCCCUUUCGGCGGCCGAAGAGCAGCAGCUCGACCACCUUAACAACGAGGUCCAGGCGCUGCAGCGGCAGGUGAACGAGGCGACCAGCCGGCGCCGCGAGAUUGAGGGCCAGAAGCAGAUUCUGGACGUUGACCUCCGUCAGAACCUUCGCAUGAAGGAGGACCAGCUCACAAGCCAGGUGUUUGAGACCAUGACGUCGGUGGGCGGCGACGGCAACUACGCCGAGGCGCAAAAGGAGCUCAAGAAGCUGCAGAAACGGCUCGACGAGAAGGAGACGCGGCUGCGCGAGACACUCAACGAGAUGGACGAGCAGCAGGCGGAGAUUAGCGAUCUACAGGCGAACAAGGUCGAACUGGAGCGGAAGCAGCAGGAGAUUGCGACCACCCUGGAGAAGAGCCAGAAGCGGAUGGAGAAGAGCCUGCAGCGGCGGGCACUUCUGACGCAGCAGCUGGCCGAGGCCGCCAAGAACAUUCGCGAGCUCGGUGUGCUUCCCGAGGAGGCGUUUGAGAAGUACGAGCGGAUGGACCCGUCCAAGAUCUCGAAACGCCUCAAGACCGUCCUCGAAGCGCUCAAGAAAUACCGGCACGUCAACAAGAAGGCGUUUGAGCAGUACAACAGCUUCACCAACCAGCAGGAGCAGCUGCUCAAGCGGCGUGAAGAGCUUGAUGCGUCGCAGGCCUCCAUUGAGGAGCUCGUGGCACAUCUUGACCGCGUCAAGGACGAGUCUAUUGAGCGGACAUUCAAGCAGAUCUCCAAGGAGUUUGCCACCAUCUUUGAGCGGCUGGUGCCGGCCGGUCACGGCCGUUUGGUGAUCCAGCGGCGAGACGGCCGGCAACAGGAGGAGAACGGCGACGAUGAGGACGACGAAGCGGCCGGCGGGUCGUCGGCGCUGCGGAGGCAGCGCCGCAGCGUCGAAAGCUACACGGGCGUGGGCAUCAGCGUGUCGUUCAACUCGAAGCACAUGGACGAGCAGCAAAAGGUGCAGCAGCUGAGUGGCGGCCAGAAGAGUCUGUGCGCGCUGUGCCUGGUGUUUGCGAUCCAGCAGACAGAUCCCAGCCCCAUGGUGGUCUUUGACGAGGUCGACGCAAACCUGGACGCGCAGUACCGCACGGCCGUGGCGAGCUUGCUGUCCUCCAUUUCCAAGGAUGCAGGCACGCAGUUCAUCUGCACGACCUUCCGACCGGAGAUUGUGCAGGUGGCCGACAAGUGCUACGGUGUGACGUUUACCAAUAAGACGAGCUCGAUUGGGUGCGUGGCUACAGAGGAGGCGCUGAACUUUGUGGACGGUCAGAAGCAGUAA